CUAUCCGAUGAGCAUCGCCAAUACCUGAUGGACAGACAUGGGCAACUGACUCUCGAGCCGGUACCUAGCAUGGAUCCUGCUGACCCGUAUAACUGGCCCAAAAGUACAAAAAUCACCAAUCUGGUGCUGGUGGCGUUCCAUGCCAUGAUGGGCACUUUUACGGCCGCUGCGAUCCAGUCUGCGUUCGUCAACAUUGCCGAAGACUUCGAUAUCGAGGUACAGCAAGCCAGUUAUCUCACCUCACUGGUCAUCGCCAUCCUAGGAGUUGCGCCCCUAAUUUGGAGACCGCUUGCCAAUAUUUAUGGAAGGCGGCCUAUCUUCCUGAUCUCUUUGAUUUGCAGUAUGGCCGGCAAUAUCGGCUGUGGAUUCAGUCACUCUUACGCGGCCAUGGCCGUGUGCCGAGCGAUCACUGCCUUCUUCAUUAGUCCAGCCGCGGCCAUUGGUAGCGCGGUGGUGUCCGAGAUGUUCUUCAAGCAGGAGCGAGCCACAUUCAUGGGCGCCUGGACGAUCAUGGUUACGAUUGGUGUCCCGAUCGCCCCGUUCCUCUUCGGUUUCCUUGCCCUGCGCGUCAACUACCGCUGGAUCUACUAUGUGCUCGCCAUUGUGAAUGCAGUCCAGUUUUUACUGUAUCUGUUUCUUGGACCGGAGACGUUGUAUCGUCGCGAUUUUGCUGUUAAACCUAGUAGCCCCAGAUUGAAGAAGUCAUACUUCACUUUCCGCCGCAUCAACCCUGAUCCGCUAACGUUUAACGAUUUCGUGCACCCAUUCAUCUACUUCACCAAGCCGGUCGUUUUGUUCCCAGCAGUUUCGUACUCGAUGAUCUUCCUGUGGUCCAACAUCAUGCCCACCCUUGAGAUCCCCCAAAUAUUCCCGAAGAAAUACGGUUUCAAUGAGCAGGAAGUCGGUCUUCAGUUCCUGUCUUUCAUCCUCGGUGCCAUCAUUGGUGAGCAAAUGGGAGGUCGCUUGUCGGAUCUAUGGAUGAACCAUCGCCGCAAGAAGACCGGAAUUGCUCCCCCGCAUGAGCACCGUUUGUGGCUCAGCUACAUUGGGCAAGCUUUGGCUAUCAUCGGUGUUAUUGUCUUCCUGGUACAGACCGCGGCGUCGAAAACGUGGAAUAUCACACCUCUGGUCGGUACCACCAUUGGCGCGGUCGGAAACCAACUUGUCACCACUGUCUAUAUUACCUAUGCUAUUGAUUGCUACAAGGAGGAUGCUGCUGGGGUCGGUGUUUUCAUUACCUUUGUCCGUCAAAUCUGGGGGUUCAUCGGUCCGUUCUGGUUUCCUCAACUGAUUGAGGCGGCAGGUAUGGCCGGUACUGCUGGUGUUGCAACUGGAAUGAUGGUCGUCUUUUCGGUCCUACCCACUCUCGUGCUCCAGUUCGCAGGCAGGAGGUGGCACCAUCGAAGUGAAUGA
This is a messenger RNA of Truncatella angustata, 1413 nucleotides long. Its product is annotated as major facilitator superfamily domain-containing protein. The record is from RefSeq and is a predicted model, not a curated record. The annotation marks the transcript as partial. Gene Ontology annotation, molecular function: transmembrane transporter activity. NCBI's taxonomy places the organism in Eukaryota, Fungi, Ascomycota, Sordariomycetes, Amphisphaeriales, Sporocadaceae. Gene Ontology annotation, biological process: transmembrane transport. The transcript is spliced from 3 exons.